UGCGAGAGCUGCCGAAGGAGCUGGAGCGGCACAGCCACCGCCGCUGUCCCCUCUGUCCCCGCACGCCUCGCCCUGCCCUGCCGCCCUCCUCCUCCACACGUCGGCCCCCAGCGCUGGGUGCUGCGGUGGCACCCAGCGCCUGGUCCCAGCUGGGAGCUGCGGGGGCAGCGUGGGAUCGGGGUCCAUGCCAGCCGGAGACGGAGGGCUGACGGGUGCCUCUUCUCUUCCCCAAGGUGACAUGGAGCAGCUGAAGUGACCCAAGGAGCCACUGCAGCUGUGCCCAGGAUGGGCUGCGUGCACUGCAAAGAGAAGGUGUCCAGCAAAGGGCAGGUGGGGGGUGAGGUGGGUCCCCCCCAGCCCCUCACUUCCCAGUACGACCCUGACCCCACGCAGCCGGGCACCAUCUUCACCUGCAUCCCUGACUUCAACAACUUCCAUGGCCCCGCGGCGCUGCCCUCGGCUCCGGCCCCGGCGGGGUUCAGCACCAGCACCCUGCAGAUGCGGAGUGGAGGCAUCACAGGCGGGGGGGUGACACUUUUUGUCGCCCUGUAUGCCUAUGAGGCCCGGACAGAAGAUGAUUUGACCUUCCAGAAAGGGGAGAAAUUCCACAUCAUCAACAACACGGAGGGUGACUGGUGGGAGGCCAGGUCGCUGAGCUCGGGUGCCACAGGCUACAUCCCCAGCAACUACGUGGCCCCUGUGGACUCCAUCCAGGCAGAAGAGUGGUACUUCGGGAAGAUCGGGCGCAAGGAUGCGGAGCGGCAGCUGCUGUGCCACGGCAACUGCAGGGGCACCUUCCUGAUCCGGGAGAGUGAGACCACCAAAGGUGCCUACUCCCUGUCCAUCCGGGACUGGGACGAGGCCAAGGGGGACCACGUGAAGCACUACAAGGUGCGGAAGCUGGACAGCGGCGGCUACUACAUCACCACCCGGGCGCAGUUCGACACCGUGCAGCAGCUGGUCCAGCACUACAUAGAGCGGGCAGCAGGGCUGUGCUGCCGCCUGGCCGUGCCUUGCCACAAAGGGACGCCCAAGCUGGCAGACCUCUCGGUCAAAACCAAGGACAUGUGGGAGAUCCCCCGAGAGUCCCUGCAGCUCCUCAAGAAGCUGGGCAACGGGCAGUUCGGGGAAGUGUGGAUGGGGACAUGGAACGGCACCACAAAGGUGGCAGUGAAGACGCUGAAGCCUGGCACGAUGUCCCCUGAGGCCUUCCUGGAGGAGGCUCAGAUCAUGAAGCGGCUGCGGCAUGACAAGCUGGUGCAGCUCUACGCCGUGGUGUCGGAGGAGCCGAUCUACAUCGUCACCGAGUUCAUGAGCCAGGGCAGCCUGCUGGAUUUCCUGAAGGACGGGGAUGGGCGCUACCUGAAGCUGCCCCAGCUGGUGGACAUGGCUGCCCAGGUACUGGGGAGGCUGACACAGGGUGGGGGUGCAUCUGGGGGGGUCCUCACUGCCUCCCCCCCACGCCCAGGUGGCGGCGGGCAUGGCCUACAUCGAGCGGAUGAACUACAUCCACCGGGACCUGCGCGCUGCCAACAUCCUGGUGGGGGACAACCUGGUCUGCAAGAUCGCCGACUUCGGCCUGGCCCGCCUGAUCGAGGACAACGAGUACACGGCGCGCCAGGGUGCCAAGUUCCCCAUCAAGUGGACGGCGCCGGAGGCUGCGCUCUUUGGCAAGUUCACCAUCAAGUCAGACGUUUGGUCCUUUGGCAUCCUCCUGACCGAGCUGGUGACCAAAGGCCGAGUCCCCUACCCAGGGAUGAACAACCGCGAGGUACUGGAGCAGGUGGAGCGUGGGUACCGCAUGCAGUGCCCUGGCAGCUGCCCGCCCUCGCUGCACGAGGCCAUGGUGCAGUGCUGGCGGCGCGAGCCCGAGGAGCGCCCAACCUUCGAGUACCUCCAGGCCUUCCUCGAGGACUACUUCACUGCCACCGAGCCCCAGUACCAGCCUGGGGACAACCAGUGACCCUCCCUGCCCCCAGGCAGGCCUCCCCUUUCGUGCCUGGGGAGUGAUGCCCUCUGUGACUGUGCCCCCCCGGCGCCUCUCGGGGGUGCUCGAGGGCUUUGCACAAGGGCUUUGAACUCAGAGAGGGGACAAAGCUGUGUCCCCCCCGAUCUCGAGCCCCCUCUCCAUCCUUGCCUUCACACCCAGCUCUGAACCAGGGCAGUGCUUUUGGCUGGGGGCGGGAGGUGGGUACCCCCUGUGCCCCCUCCGACACCCCUACCUCACAGCAGCAGAAGCCUUGGGGUGGGUCUGUGGGGGGUCCCUGUGCCAACCCAAACUUCUUGAGGGGUUCAGCCAUCCAAAUCCUGGCUCUGGCUUGGGGAAGAUCCUCUCAACCUCCUCCCCCUGCUCCCUCACUUUUAUAUCUCUAAGAUUUUUGCCCCUCCCAGCAACCUCAGACUCCAAGGACCCCCAAGGCUCUGGGGGGGGGUCCUUCAUCCCCCUUUUCCUGUCCCCCCCCUCCUUAUUUCCUCUCCUAACAGCAGGGCCAAAUCCUGACACCACAAACCUCUGCUUGAGCUGGCGGGGGGGGGGAACAAGGAGUCCUGGGGGGUACAGGAGGUCCCGGUGAGGGG
Pogoniulus pusillus (Red-fronted tinkerbird) is the source of this 2577-nucleotide messenger RNA. RefSeq names its product FGR proto-oncogene, Src family tyrosine kinase (gene FGR). The record is from RefSeq and is a predicted model, not a curated record. Gene Ontology annotation, cellular component: extrinsic component of cytoplasmic side of plasma membrane. The transcript has 12 exons. Gene Ontology annotation, molecular function: non-membrane spanning protein tyrosine kinase activity; ATP binding; signaling receptor binding. Bases 286 to 2010 code for a protein of 574 amino acids. NCBI's taxonomy places the organism in Eukaryota, Metazoa, Chordata, Aves, Piciformes, Lybiidae. Gene Ontology annotation, biological process: cell differentiation; cell surface receptor protein tyrosine kinase signaling pathway; integrin-mediated signaling pathway.